AUGGCCAAACCACCAUUUCCUGCUUUUCCUCUUUAUGGAGUCCCAGCUUUCCCACAGCGACUGCGCUGGAGCCCUGCCCAUCUUCCCAGCUUGCAAUCCUUACAGCCUCUUGACGCUGACUCAUUGAACAAAGGCCAUUACGGCAGCGCUGGAUACACGACUCUUCUGAGCUUGCCGUCUUCCACAACUUCAACCACCUUCUCCAGUCCCUUCUCGUCUUGUUCCUCCUAUGGCAAAUCUGUCAACUCUGUCACGACGAAUGCAGUCGAUGAUUUCGUCUUCAGGAGGCCUUCCGUGCUGGCUGUCUUUGAUUCUCCGCCCAUUGCACCAAAGGACAGAAAUGCAGCACCUCGACGUCUCCAGGAAAUCUUCGAAUCUCCUCCACCUAUCCGCCGGCACGAUUAUGCUGUGACAGAACGGAGAUGUGACACUCCCACGCCAUUCGCCGAAAUGGACCGGGAGGAAGGCUGCACGUGUGAUCUUGCCACAGAACUUCCAAGAUCUGUGAUCAACGAGAACAUGAUAAACAUCAUUCUAUCCUACGACAGCGGAGACACUUCCACGUCUGACAGUGCUGGGAUGUUGUCCUCCACCGACAGAUCCAUAUCGCCAACGUCUACGUCUUCCGAAUCCUCAGAUGCGGAUAGCAUCCAGAGUGUGAUCAUUCGUCAGAGAGUGGAUCAGAGCGGGAGAGUUUCGAACAGCGACAUCAGCAGGGCGGAGCGGAAGUUCGUCAGAUGCAGGCCAUCUGAAGAUGAUUCCAGCUCGGAGAGCGCCUCGUCGGACUGUAAGUUGCCUUUGUCAAGGCCUGCACCUGGAAUGAAACUUAGUGGAGACAAAGAUUUUAGUCCUUCUACAGCUGCUGAUAGAAUGAAGUCAACUGAGCACGACCCUCAUCUACAAGAGAGGGUCUGGAAAUACCACCUGGGUGAUGUGGUUGCCCUUCUCUUAGUAUCUCUAGUCCCUAGCAAUAAUUUCCGCCAAGCUUAUCGAGCUGCAAGAAGUGUGUUAAUGCCUCAUAAAGAAAUAGUUAUGAAUGCUGAAGCUUUAGAAGUUAUGCACAAAAUAUUUGAAGUGCUGUUACGUUUGCUAAAAAGAGCAAAACUGUAUGUAGAUCCAACGGUUCAUGGAACUGCAAAACUAACCUCAUACUUUGCUGUGAUGACAUACUGUUUAGUGAGCAAAACAGAAAAACUCAUGUUCAGUAUGUAUUUCCUGGAUCUUUGGAAUUUGUUUCAGCCUAAACUUUCUGAACCUGCAAUACCUGUACAUAUGAAUAAACAGGCUUUGUUGUUAUUUUGGUAUCAUGUGUGUACAGACUGUCCAGAGAAUGUUAAACUUAUUAUACAGAAUCCUCAUGUUAUAAAGAAUAUAGCUUUUAAUUAUAUUUUAGCGGAUCACGAUGACCAAGAGGUCAUCGUCUUCAACCGGUGCAUGCUUCCCGCUUAUUACGGGCUGCUACGACUCUGUUGCCAGCAGUCGAGGCCUUUCACGAGGCAGCUGGCCAAUCAUCAGAAUAUCCAAUGGGCUUUCAAGAAUAUUACUCCAUAUACUACGCAAUACAACGCAGCAGUGAACGAACUUUUCAAAUUGAUGCGACUUUUUGUGACCAAGUACAGCGAUGCCAGCGAACAAGAGCUCAGGGACAUCCAUUUGUUCAAAAGGACCACCCUGAGACUGUACCUGACUGUGCUCGAUGCCCGGGCCUGCUGGUCCACCCUCAUCAAUGUCCUGCGCAUUUUAGUUGAGACGACUGAUGACAGACUUUUUGUGAUAUACAACAAUGGGUUGUCCAUGCUUUUUCAGGCAUUUUAUACCCUUCACAUGAUGUACCAUGAAGCAACAGCUUGCCAUGUGACUGCAGAUAUGGUUGAUUUGCUGGCCAUAGUCCAGGACCUCCUGAAGACUGCCCGAGCCAACAGGGAAACUCUGGAGUUACGGCAGUUUUUCUCGACCUGGAAGGAGCAGCCGGAAGGGAUGAGAAAAAUCCUAACGCUGCUCAAUUCAUAUACGCCCCCAGAGUUGCGCCAAAUUUGUAUAGAAGUUUUACAAGAAUUUGUGUUACUGUAUCCUAACGAAAGUUUGUCGACGUUGGUUCCUCUUCUUGCAAGUUGCCAUGCUACUUUUCAAGAAAGUAACUCACCAGGCAUCACCGGUCCAUUUUUCCCCAAGAGAGGUCAAAAACUUCUGAAUUCCAAGCAACAGAGUCGACCAGCCAGGCCUGUCGUCCAGAUGUUUCUUCAUACAAAUCAACUAGAAUGUGCAAAAGGUGUGGAUGAAGAUUAUGACCAUCAGUUGAUUGAUUUCUUUCUCCCUUAUCAUCAGUUGGUGGACUUGUUGUGUAGGGUUGCAAUUUCCAAUGAAUGUGUAACCACAGAUCUUGUUAGUCUAAGUGCAAUGCUCGCAAUAGAAGGCGUUCCUCUACAUUUGCCAGCCUUUCCAAAACUAUGGUUAGAUAUUAUCCAAUCAGAAGUUGGAAGGGAAUUCAUACAACUCUUGUGUAAUAGCAGUUAUUUUAUUGAUUACUUAGAAUCCGUUCUUUUAGAUGAACGAACCUGCUUAAAUCAUCCUAUCAUUUUUCAAUUAUUCUCUGUUCUAUUACCCAAGGUUGCCAGUCAGGUUGUGAAUGACCAGAUGUUGCAACUCGUGUCAUCUCUGAUGUCAUCUUUCGUGAAGACGUUUGAUGAUACAGACAUAACGAAACAGGCCUUUAAACUGAAUGGGGACCUACGAGCUUUAUGUCUGAUAUUCUCGGUCGAUCGACCACCCGAAGUUCCUAAAGAGUUUAUAAAAGUGAUGAAUCGUCUGAUUGACAGCUGCAGUCAGAUGACCAAAAAGGAGAACUGCAAUUCGACAAAUUGCAAAGAUCAGGAGGAUAAUCAGGAUGAUGAGAAGACAGAAAACAUUAAAAAUAGCAAAGCGGAGAGCGAGCCGUCUCCGACCACCUCCUCCGAGUGCCAGCCCCCCAAGCGGCAGCGGCUCGACCCCCACGACAAAGAAGACUCCUCGUCGAACGGCCGACCCCUCGACGACAAAUUCCUCCAUCCCGCGGAUAUCUGUGAUGGCUACAUGCUGAGGGACCCCUCGCUCACUCCCCCCGCCCGAUGGGCGGAGAUCCUCCUCAAGUCGGCGUCCGCCCUCGUCUCCAUCCUGCAGCAGGGCAACAGCUGAGACGCCCCGUUCGUCGAAAUCGCCGUAUCUGUGAUCUCGGACUGAAGGGAGGCAGCCCCGCCCCCGUGCCAAAAAUAGAACUCUCGGGACGCGUUUUCGAUCGCGGGUGACCCGAGUGCAUCGCCUCGGAGCGGGAGGUCCUCCGUGUCGGAUAUGGAAGACGUGAAUUCCAUACCUCGUUCGAACUGUUGCCACAUGUGAUAAGAAGUGUUUAUUGCAUUCGAGAGGGCGGAGCCGGAUGGCGUGGCGUCCGCAGAGGCACGAACCGUGAAUAAAUUUAAAAAAAUAGCUCUUCGAACGUGCGUCAUGUUUUUAUGGUUUGCGUCGCAUCGGCCAACACAGUUUAGUUUGAAAUUGAAGACGUUGUCAUGAGUUCAAUUUCAUUGUUUAGAUUUCUUGGAAACAGUGAUAGACUCUGUAUGACUGAAAAAGAAUCAAAUGUAAAAUCUAUAUGUGCUUGUAUUAUACUUUAAUAUAUUUCUUUCAGUUUUAUUUUUACUUCAAAAUUUGUUGGUGAAUUAAAAA
Messenger RNA from Uloborus diversus, 3696 nucleotides. RefSeq names its product ubiquitin carboxyl-terminal hydrolase 34-like. The record is from RefSeq and is a predicted model, not a curated record. Lineage: Eukaryota; Metazoa; Arthropoda; Arachnida; Araneae; Uloboridae. The coding region runs from base 1 to 3171 and encodes 1056 amino acids. The transcript is spliced from 20 exons.